Molecule: messenger RNA, 1447 nt
Organism: Scaptodrosophila lebanonensis
Lineage: Eukaryota; Metazoa; Arthropoda; Insecta; Diptera; Drosophilidae
Product: pyruvate dehydrogenase E1 component subunit alpha, mitochondrial-like
Exons: 1
Coding region: 30-1346 (438 amino acids)
Biological process (GO): pyruvate decarboxylation to acetyl-CoA
Cellular component (GO): intracellular membrane-bounded organelle
Molecular function (GO): pyruvate dehydrogenase (acetyl-transferring) activity
Source: RefSeq, a predicted model, not a curated record
GGACAAAUUUUCAAUUACAUGCACAUACAAUGUUCAAAAUAACAGCUAAGGCCUCCGUCAGCGCAGGGAUCAUACUGCACAACCUAAUAGACCCAACGAAAAAUGCACUUUUGACGCGUCUGAUGCGUCGAGUGCACUUCACGGCCGCGGAACUGCCGCGACCCUUGGCACCUUCCGCUCUGCAUGACAGAUAUGAGAAUGGCGUCAUCACAGUGGCCGGAGUGCAUCCUAAUGUAGGGCUUGAGCAGGAACAGGAGCAGACAGCGCGUGUGCGCCUGCAGCGAGGAUUUAAGCUGCAUCGUCUCAGCGAAGGACCCGAUACGAUGGUCUCCCUGACCCAGGCAGAAGCGGUGCGCUACUACCGCCAGAUGAAGGCGAUACGUCAGAUCGAGGCGGCGGCCAAUCGGUUGUAUAAAGAGCGCAUGGUGCGCGGCUUCUGCCAUCUGUACACGGGACAGGAGGCGUGCGCAGUGGGAAUGCGUGCGGUCAUGCGUCCGGAGGAUAGCAUUAUUUCCGCCUAUCGUGUGCACGGCUGGGCGUAUUUAAUGGGCUUGUCUGCACAGGGGGUACUGGCGGAGCUUACUGGACGUCGUAGUGGCUGCUCUUGUGGCAAAGGUGGCUCCAUGCACAUGUACGCCCCGAACUUUUACGGCGGCAAUGGCAUAGUGGGUGCACAGGUCUCCCUGGGCGCCGGUGUGGCCUUAGCGAGCAAGUAUAGGCAGAAUGGUGGAGUGUGCCUAGCACUGUAUGGCGAUGGUGCGGCCAACCAAGGUCAGGUGUUCGAGAGCUUCAAUAUGGCAGCGCUCUGGCAGUUGCCCAUAGUGUUCGUUUGCGAGAACAAUAACUAUGGCAUGGGCACCAGCGCUGAACGGGCUGCCUGCAAUACACGCUACUAUACUCGUGGUGAUGUGCUGCCAGGCAUAUGGGUGGAUGGCAUGGAUGUGUUGGCUGUUCGCAGCGCUACUGAAUACGCCAUCGAGUUUGCCCAGAAUCGGGGCCCUCUGCUGCUGGAACUGUGCACAUAUCGCUACGGCGGGCACUCGCUUUCAGAUCCGGGCACUAGCUAUCGGAGUCGAGAGGAGGUAAAGGAGGUGCGCCGAAAGAGUGACGCAAUCAAUAGGUUUCGAGAGCUUUGUUUAGAUUAUGGUUUACAAUCUCAAGAGCAACUGGAAGAAAUCGAUGCUGAGGUACAGACAGAGGUUCAAAAUGCGGUUAAGGUAGCACGCAGCGAUGAGGAAUUGGCACCUCAGUAUUUGUGGGCCGAUGUAUAUGCCCAAAAUAUCGAGCCACGGCUUCGCAGCGUCUAUGGAUAUGAUUUAAUGCAUGCAAGGUCCAAGCCGACCUAGGUUGCAGAUUGCAGUCCAUCUCCUUAGUCCUAAAUAUCUUGGAUCGCCUUUUCGUGUAAUGUUUUCGGUAUACAAAUUAAAUAUUUCAGAAAUAUAUGAAA